AUGUUCCUUUACAUGUCGUUUCACUCCAACACUAGAGCGAAGCUGGGAGUGCAUAUAAAUGACACGAUAGACGUGAUUUACUCCCUGCCCCGGCUGAAUGAUUUACGUCCGAUCGAUCAGCGCAUCGUCGCGAUAGAGGAGCAGCUCCGCUCGAAAGGAUACGACACGGAGCAGCUAGCAUUCGAGGUUGCACCCCCGUGCGAGACGAUGCUGGUGCACUGCUUCUGGCUAAUGCAACCGGUACAGUGUCGUACCCUGUUUCGGCGGACGAAAAUCUUCGCCGGCUACUGCUGCUCGUUCAAUGCGGACCGCUUUCUGGAGCCGGUGUUUACGCGCGCGAAGGAACCGGGCGAAGCGUCGCCCCAGGAAAGCCUCCACGUGACGGGCAUUGGCAAGGGGGAAGGACUUUCCGUGCUGAUGGAUAUCGGCGAGCAGUACUAUACCGCCUCGAACCGGUUCUCCUACGGCAUCGAGGUGUUUGUGCAUCGCUCGUUCGAUUUUCCCGACUUUUCCGACUAUACGACCAUCGUGCAGCGGGGCACCGAGACGGAUGUGUCCGUGCUGCCCACGCUCGUGACGGCGAGCCCGUCGCUGAGGAGCAUUGCGCUAGAAAAGCGUGGCUGUGCGUUUGAGGAUGAAGGUAAUAGUACGGUUGGCGUACCGUACACGUACAGCAACUGCAUGAACGAGUGUGAGCUGCGGUACACGGCCAGCGUUUGCCGGUGCAUUCCGCUGUUCAAGCAGACGGUCGAGCUGCAGGCCGAGCUGAAGGUGCCGAUCUGUGGGUUCCGGGAGCUGGGCUGCCUGCUGGAUUUGAAAGAUCGGGUCAGCUUUACCUCGGAGCAGGUGGCGGAGAUGAUCGGUACGGCAACGCAACGGUCCAUCAUUAAGUGUCGUUGCUUUCCUAGUUGUAAUAUAGAGAAAAACGAAGUCCACACCAUCACGAACUCUAUCUCCAACCCGAAGAAAGACUUUUACGUUUUCAACACAAGUCCAGAGUUUAAUUUUUCCGCAUACGGUGUGCUGCACGUGCACUUUCGGUCGACCAACUGCCUAAAGUAUAGGCGCGAACCGUUCGUCACCUGGCAGACGCUCGUCGCUACCUUUGGCGGCAUCCUGGGGCUCUGCUUUGGAGGAUCCAUACUAAGCCUGAUCGAGGGUUUGUUCCUUUUCGGCGUGAUUCCCUUCACGGUGUACAGCGCACUGAGAAACCGGAAUGGUAAAGCAGUUGGGCCUAAAGUUAGUACCAUUUCCUACGUGGACUACCCGGGCCAUCAGCCGAUGGGAUAUUUUAGGCGCAGGGAAGUUAUGGCCCGUGCUUUGAAUAGCAAUAGUGACCCGAUGUGGACGAUAGGGAACAGGAUCCAUCCGGACGCAAGGCGCUGGAAGCAGCACCAAAUUGAUGAGCUGAAGAUUAUACCAUAACGCAGCAAAGCAAAGGGUGGACUUAUUAAGAUUAUUGGAAACGAAAGGAUAGAUUUUUGAUGUUUGGAUAAGAUGUAAGGACAAUCGGAAUCAAUAUUUCAACUCAAACUGCCCAGAACACCCAUAUACGGUUAAAAACUAAAAGUACAAACUGUUAAAGAAGCUCGUUAAUAAUAAUUUAAAAUAAAAAGUUUGGUGUUUAAGAAAACACUACAUCCAUUCGGAAUAAAGAAGUAUA
Molecule: messenger RNA, 1663 nt
Organism: Anopheles coluzzii
Lineage: Eukaryota; Metazoa; Arthropoda; Insecta; Diptera; Culicidae
Product: pickpocket protein 28-like
Exons: 4
Coding region: 1-1425 (474 amino acids)
Biological process (GO): sodium ion transmembrane transport
Cellular component (GO): membrane
Molecular function (GO): ligand-gated sodium channel activity
Source: RefSeq, a predicted model, not a curated record